ACACUGCAGCCGAAAGAGCGCCACAAUUUUGUGAAUUAACGCACUCGUUUUACUCGUUUAAAUAAAUAAUGUUGGAAACCGAUCACAGUGCUGGCUCGGAGGAAGAGCCGGAUGUGCCACCACCAACCACGGCGUCAUCGGGUCAGAUAAAGGCGAUUGCCAAGGAUACAGUGCACAAAAUAUGCUCGGGACAAGUGGUUCUCAGUUUGGCCGUGGCUGUCAAGGAGCUGGUGGAGAACUCCAUAGAUGCGGGCGCCACGCUGGUGGAGAUCAAGCUAAAGGAUCAGGGGCUGCAGGGUGUGGAGGUCAGCGAUAAUGGCAGUGGCGUGGAGGAAACGAAUCUAGAGGGGAUGACUGCCAAGUACCAUACCUCAAAGAUCCGGGAAUUCGUGGACCUGCUGGGCGUGGAAACCUUUGGAUUCCGUGGAGAAGCUCUGAGUUCACUGUGUGCCUUGUCGGAUAUGGUCAUUCAAACCCGGCACAAGUCUACAGAUGUUGGCGUUAAGGUGGAACUGGACCACGAGGGCAGGAUCAAGAAGCGUUCUCCUUGUGCCCGUGGAGUUGGCACCACCGUCGUCCUGGCAAAUCUUUUUACCACUCUGCCAGUUCGUCGGCGUGACUUCACGCGCAACAUCAAAAAGGAGUUUACCAAGAUGUGCCAGAUUCUGCAGGCCUAUUGUUUAGUGACCAAAGGUGUCCGCAUCCUUUGCAGCAAUCACACUCCCAAAGGUGCCAAAACUGUGGUGCUACAAACGCAUGGCGACCAGGAGGUCAUGGCGAAUAUAUCGGCGAUAUUUGGAGCACGUCAGGCCGCAGAGCUUGUGCCUUUAAAGUCGCCUUUUGGGCAGGGCCAGCUGAGCGAGGCGGAAUUGCGGGCCGAUCUUGAAUCUUGUGCAGAUGUCGCCGAUACCACUUGUCCGCAAAUCUGCGCUGAGGAUGUAGAGCGUCUUAAUCAAGCGGACUUCCAACUUGAAGGAUUCAUUUCCAGUUGCCGGCAUGGCGCUGGCCGUUCUAGCAGAGAUCGUCAGUUCUUUUUUGUCAACUCAAGGCCCUGUGAUCCCAAGAAUAUAGCCAAGGUGAUGAACGAGGUUUACCAUCGCUAUAACGUCCAACAGCAGCCCUUUAUUUAUCUCAAUAUCGUCACUGCCCGUUCUGAUGUGGAUGUGAAUCUCACGCCCGACAAACGACAAUUGCUGAUUAACAACGAGCGAAUUCUUCUGCUGGCACUGAAAAAAUCCCUGCUGGACACCUUUGGCCAAACUCCAGCUACAUUUCAAAUGCAGAACACCACCAUUUUGAGCAUGCUGGAACCCAAGACAAAUCCCGAUAAAUCUAAAUUCCCAGAAGAAUCUAGUAACAAUAACCAAAACGAAGAAGCAUCCGAAGAAGAUGUACCCACUACCUCUACGCAGAGAUUCAUGGAUGUGCUCACCCAGUGGCGACGCACUGGCGACACAAAAGGGACGGCACCAUCAGUUCCUGUCAAGCGUCGAUGCAGUGAAACCGAAGAACUGAGUACUCGAACGUUAAAAAUGCAAAAGAUUCAUACUUUUCUCAGCCAAGAGUCACCCAAAGAGGAGAGUUCCAAAUGCGAGACAGAAUCUGACGCAGCGAGUGAUGUUGAAAUGUCAAAAGACGACAAGACGCAGGCUUCCCUUGAUAAUAGUUUCCUGAACCUGAAAGAGCUGGCUAAGGAGUCCGAGGCUUAUGAUCUUUUGACGAAACCUCAAAAAGUACCUCGCAUUGAUUGCAAGGUCCUGACUCCAAUUAAAAGUCGUCCCAGUAUUGCCGAGUUUAUACCCGAUGCCAAGUCAUUGGCCAAACAGAAGUCACCUGCAGAAAUCCACCCACAACCGCCUAGUUCCACUCAGCUGUCAGAAGAAACUGAUAUUGGUAGCGACGAAGAUGACCACAUUGAGCUGCCCACACGGAUUGAGUUUGAUGAAGAGGUGGAGGAGGGGCUGCCAUUGAAUUUUUCCAGCGGGGAAAUAACUACUUCUCUAGAGGAGAUCGCAUCUUCUCUAAAGGCUCACGAGCAGCAUCAGCGUGAUCGGAGAGCUCGAGCCAAACUUCAGCGUCUGCGCUUCAAGACAGAAAUUAAUCCGAACCAGAACCACAGUGCAGAAGCAGAACUACAGCGAGAGAUCGAUAAGGAGGAUUUCGCCCGCAUGGAAAUAAUAGGACAGUUUAAUUUGGGCUUUAUCAUAGUCAAGCUAGAGGAUGAUCUAUUCAUUGUAGAUCAGCAUGCCACUGAUGAAAAGUACAAUUUUGAGACGCUGCAGCGCACAACUCAAUUGGAGUACCAGCGCUUGACAGUGCCGCAAAGUCUGGAACUAACUGCGGUUAACGAGAUGGUGCUAUUGAACCACAUUGAUGUGUUCGAGAAGAAUGGUUUCAAGUUUGAAGUUGACCACGAAGCUCCUGUCACGAAAAAGGUGCGUCUGUUGGGCAAGCCGCACAGCAAGCGAUGGGAAUUUGGCAAGGAAGACAUUGAUGAACUCAUCUUUAUGCUGCAAGAUGCGCCCGAAGGCACCAUCUGUCGCCCGUCUAGGGUGCGAGCUAUGUUUGCCUCACGUGCCUGCCGAAAAUCGGUAAUGAUUGGCACAGCUCUUAACAGGAACACAACGAUGAGAAGACUAAUCACACAGAUGGGGGAAAUAGAACAGCCAUGGAACUGUCCACAUGGACGUCCCACCAUGCGACACCUCAUAAACAUCACAAUGAUAAUGGACAAUGACGAAAACGAGGAGGCAGAGCCUCCGGCCUAACAGAAGGCAGAAUAGUUCCGGUUUUAUGCAUAUAAGUAAGAAAUCAGAUGGAAAAUUAUUGUUGCAGUUAUUAUUUUAUUUAACUUUUUGUUUGAGCCACUAAGUAUACGUCAUUGUUCUGUAAAUGCUUACUUGAUUAACGAUUAAACGACAUGAUCAGACUGACAA
Molecule: messenger RNA, 2936 nt
Organism: Drosophila teissieri
Lineage: Eukaryota; Metazoa; Arthropoda; Insecta; Diptera; Drosophilidae
Gene: Pms2
Product: mismatch repair endonuclease PMS2
Exons: 8
Coding region: 69-2768 (899 amino acids)
Biological process (GO): mismatch repair
Cellular component (GO): MutLalpha complex
Molecular function (GO): ATP binding; ATP hydrolysis activity; ATP-dependent DNA damage sensor activity
Source: RefSeq, a predicted model, not a curated record